Messenger RNA from Pleuronectes platessa (European plaice), 2838 nucleotides. RefSeq names its product kinesin heavy chain. Bases 1 to 2838 code for a protein of 945 amino acids. NCBI's taxonomy places the organism in Eukaryota, Metazoa, Chordata, Actinopteri, Pleuronectiformes, Pleuronectidae. Gene Ontology annotation, molecular function: ATP binding; microtubule motor activity; microtubule binding. Gene Ontology annotation, biological process: microtubule-based movement. The record is from RefSeq and is a predicted model, not a curated record. The transcript is spliced from 25 exons.
AUGGUGGAUGUGGCAGAGUGCGGGGUGAGAGUGAUGUGUCGCUUCAGGCCCCUGAACGAGGCCGAAAUCAACAGGGGAGACAAAUACAUCCCCAAAUUCAAGGAGGACGACACCGUGGUGAUAACGGCCAAGCCGUACGUGUUCGACCGCGUGCUGCCUCCGAACACGUCGCAGGGCCAAGUGUACGACCAGUGUGCCAAACAGAUCGUGAAAGAUGUGCUGGGCGGAUACAACGGGACCAUCUUCGCCUACGGGCAGACGUCGUCUGGGAAGACACACACGAUGGAGGGCAAACUGCACAACCCCCAGCUGAUGGGAAUCAUCCCUCGCAUCGCCCAGGACAUCUUCGACCACAUCUACUCCAUGGACGAGAACCUCGAGUUUCACAUCAAGGUCUCUUAUUUUGAAAUCUACAUGGACAAGAUUAGAGACCUGCUCGAUGUGUCGAAGACGAACCUCUCGGUGCAUGAGGACAAGAACAGAGUGCCCUACGUCAAGGGUUGUACUGAACGUUUUGUGUCCAGUCCAGAGGAGGUGAUGGAUGUUAUCGACGAGGGCAAAGACAACCGGCACGUGGCUGUGACCAACAUGAACGAGCACAGCUCCCGCAGCCACAGCAUCUUCCUCAUCAACAUCAAGCAGGAGAACAUCGAGACGGAGAAGAAGCUGUCGGGGAAGCUCUACCUGGUCGACCUGGCCGGCAGCGAGAAGGUGAGUAAGACGGGGGCUGAGGGCGCGGUGCUGGACGAGGCCAAGAACAUCAACAAGUCUCUGUCGGCGCUGGGGAACGUCAUCUCCGCUCUGGCAGAGGGAACAAAAAGCCACGUGCCGUACAGGGACAGCAAGAUGACCCGGAUCCUGCAGGACUCUCUGGGAGGAAACUGCCGCACCACCAUCAUCAUCUGCUGCUCGCCGUCCGUCUACAACGAGUCCGAGACCAAGUCCACGCUCAUGUUCGGACAGAGAGCCAAGACCAUCAAGAACACGGUGUCGGUGAACCUGGAGCUGACGGCCGAGGAGUGGAAGAAGAAAUACGAGAAGGAGAAGGACAAGAACAAGGGCCUGAAGAGCGUCAUCCAGAGGCUGGAGGCCGAGCUCACCCGCUGGAGGAACGGGGAGAACGUCCCGGAGGAGGAGCAGCUGAGCUCCAAAGAUCAGAAGAGCAUCGAGUGCGACAACACCCCCGUCAUCGACAACCUGCCGCCGGCCGGAGGAGGCGUCGCCGUCUGUGGUGAGGAGCACGGCAAGUUCGAGGAGGACAUCACCAACCUGUACAAGCAGCUGGACGAUAAGGAUGAUGAGAUCAACCAACACAGUCAGCUGGCUGAGAAGCUCAAGGAACAGAUGCUGGAUCAGGAAGAGCUGCUGGCGUCCACGCGGCGAGACUACGAGAAGAUCCAGGAGGAGAUGUGCCGGCUGCAGGCGGAGAACGAGCUGGCUAAAGAGGAGGUGAAGGAGGUGCUGCAGGCCCUGGAGGAGCUGGCCGUCAACUACGACCAGAAGAGCCAGGAGGUGGAGGAGCGGGAUCAGAUCAACAUGCUGCUGGCUGAGGAGCUGCAGCAGAAGACGGCGCUGCUGUCGGCGGUGCAGAGGGAUCUGGGUCAGCUGCAGGAGCUGAACGGCCUCCAGAGGAAGAGAGCCGCAGAGGUCCUCAACCUGCUGCUGCGGGACCUCAGUGACAUCGGCGCCAUCAUUGGCACCAGCGACGCCAAGUCCUCAGAGACGAACGGGAACGGCUCGGCGGUGGAGGAGGAGUUCACGGUCGCUCGCCUCUACAUCAGCAAGAUGAAGUCCGAGGUCAAGUCCCUGGUCAACCGCAGCAAACAGCUGGAGAGCGCUCAGGCCGAUGCCCACCGCAAGAUCCAGGCCAAUGAGAAGGAGCUGUCAUCCUGUCAGCUGCUCAUCUCCCAGCACCAGGCCAAGAUCCGCUCCCUGACUGACUACAUGCAGAACAUGGAGCAGAAGAAGAGGCAGCUGGAGGAGAGUCAGGAUGCUCUGACUGAGGAGCUGACCAAACUACAGGCCCAGGAGAAAAGACACGAGACGACGGGGGUGGAGAAGGAGGACAUCGGACGCCUGGACGGAGGCGAGGACAUCAAGAAGACACUUGAGGAGCAGCUGGAGAACCACAGGGAGGCUCAUCAGAAGCUGCUCAGCCGCCUCCGAGACAAACAGAUGAUGCUGGAUGAACUGACCGAUCUGAACCAGGGUCUUUUACUGGAGCAGGAGAGACUCAUGUCAGACUACGAUAAAGUGAAGUCUGAGGAGCAGGAGAAGGACGCCAAGCUGCAGAAACUAAUUCUGCUGAACGAACAGAGGGAACAGGCCAAAGAGGACUUGAAGGGGCUGGAGGAGACUGUGGCUAAGGAACUGCAGAGCCUCCACAACCUCCGCAAAAUGUUCAUCCAGGACCUCACCACACGGGUCAAAAAGAGUGCGGAGCUGGAUUGUGAGGAGGGACUCGGCAACGGGGCCCAGAAACAGAAGAUCUCCUUCCUGGAGAACAACUUGGAGCAGCUCACCAAGGUUCACAAGCAGCUGGUCCGAGACAACGCCGACCUUCGCUGUGAACUGCCCAAGCUGGAGAAGCGUCUCCGGGCCACAGCCGAGCGAGUCAAGGCCCUGGAGAAUGCGCUGAAGGAUGCCAAGGAGAACGCCAUGAGGGACCGCAAGCGCUACCAGCAGGAGGUGGACCGCAUCAAAGAGGCUGUGCGCUCCAAGAACAUGACCAGGAGGGGCUACUCUGCACAGAUCGCAAAGCCCAUCCGUCCAGGCCACCAUCCACUGUCAUCCCCCAUCAGCAGCUGCAUCAAGGCCGGAGGCAUCUACACCCACUAA